AUGGUGAGCAGCGGCUGCUCGUCCCCGUGUGAAGUGUCCUGUCCCCAGCCCUAUGCCGACGCCUGGAACCAGCCCUGUGUCACCUCCUGCGGGGACUCCCGGGCUGUGGUCUACCCUCCACCCGUGGUCAUCACCUUCCCAGGGCCCAUCCUCAGCUCCUGCCCCCAGGAGAGCUUCGUGGGCACGUCCUUCCCGUCAGGGGCCAUGGGAUCUUCUGGGUCCGGGGGCGCCAUCGGGGGCUCCUACGGUGGUGGUUCCAUGGGGGGAAUUGGGGGAUCCAUUGGAGGUGGUUCCAUGGGUGGCUCCUACGGUGGUGGUUCCAUGGGUGGAUCCUAUGGAGGUGGUUCCAUGGGAGGAAUUGGGGGAUCCUAUGGAGGUGGUUCCAUGGGUGGAUCCUAUGGUGGCGGUUCCAUGGGUGGCUCCUACGGAGGGAGCAGAUCCUUUGGCUCUGGGGGCUCCUAUGGGGGGAGCAGAUCCUUUGGGGGCAGGAGAUCCUUUGGGGGCUCCUCGGGCGGUGGCUUUGGGGGCUCCUGCGGCGGGGGCAGCUCCUUUGGGGGCGGCUCCUGCGGAGGGGGAUCCUACGGAGGGGGCAGCUCCAGCUACAGGAGGUUUGGAGGAGGAAACUGCGGCUUCUAUUAA
Messenger RNA from Melospiza georgiana, 639 nucleotides. Its product is annotated as keratin, type I cytoskeletal 9-like. Gene Ontology annotation, molecular function: structural constituent of cytoskeleton. Gene Ontology annotation, cellular component: intermediate filament. The transcript has a single exon. The record is from RefSeq and is a predicted model, not a curated record. The coding region runs from base 1 to 639 and encodes 212 amino acids. Lineage: Eukaryota; Metazoa; Chordata; Aves; Passeriformes; Passerellidae.